Molecule: messenger RNA, 2478 nt
Organism: Acipenser ruthenus (sterlet)
Lineage: Eukaryota; Metazoa; Chordata; Actinopteri; Acipenseriformes; Acipenseridae
Product: zinc finger protein 696-like
Exons: 2
Coding region: 403-1896 (497 amino acids)
Source: RefSeq, a predicted model, not a curated record
CUCGGUCACGUGACGCGUUUGCGUUCCGCGACGCCCACAGCCAAUAAGAACCGCUAUUUAAAACACCUCUGUUUGUAAUUGGCUGGGAGUUCAGACACCGCAGCUCGAGUUACAAUUGGUUGAAAAAAAAGAGAAAGGGUUCGGCCCGGGGGAGCUUGAUUGGCUGUGGUGGAAAGGGAAGGCGGGGUCGAAGUGUAGCGCUCAGCACACGUGGAAGUCAGAGAGGAGAGUGAUUUUAAGAGUUAUCUGGCACCGUGUUUGUCAUCGUUUAUCUCGCUUUUUUAAAACCAGGUUGAUGCGGUUCAAAGGCUAGCAUUUAGGAAAGGAGGGGGCUUCGGGUGUAGCUGCGCGCAGCUGAGCGAAACACGUUGUUAUCAAAGGCAAAAGGGAAACACGGAGGCUAUGUUAAGUCACAACUCAGAUCAAACGAGCAACAGAAAGACACAGACCGAUCGGGGCUCUUUCGUUGGCCACGGCUCGGUAUUGGAAGGGGUCCGGGUUCAAGAGGAGAUCCCGGAUCCAGAACCCGACCCAGACGGAGAGGAGGGAUCGGAACCGGGACCAUUCCGCGUUGCAGAGGAAUCGCAUUCCGCCGCAGGGACCGGAUCUGAACCGGGAUCUGACCGCUCGCAAGAGAAGAGAGCCGAGCCUGCCUGGGAAAUCACCGCAGAGGAAGACCUGUGUGUUAAAGAAGAGCCCAGUGGAGAGGAGGCCCGCAGCAAGGAUGUGGAUUACAGUGCAAGAGAACAAGGGGGUUACAGUGCAGGAGAACAAGGGGGUUACAGUGCAAGAGAACAAGGGGGUUACAGUGCAGGAGAACAAGGGGGUUACAGUGCAGGAGAACAAGGGGGUUACAGUGCAAGAGAACAAGGGGGUUACAGUGCAGGAGAACAAGGGGGUUACAGUGCAGGAGAACAAGGGGGUUACAGUGCAAGAGAACAAGGGGGUUACAGUGCAGGAGAACAAGGGGGUUACAGUGCAGGAGAACAAGGGGGUUACAGUGCAGGAGAACAAGGGGGUUACAGUGCAAGAGAACAAGGGGGUUACAGUGCAGGAGAACAAGGGGGUUACAGUGCAGGAGAACAAGGGGGUUACAGUGCAGGAGAACAUGGAGGGGAGGAGGAGGAGGGAGGAGAGGAAGGGCUAGGGGGGAAGGAAGAGGGAGGGAUAGGAACAGGGGAGAGGGGAGGGUUAGAGGCAGGAGAAAGGAUCAGGGUAGUGGUAGAGGAAGAUGGUGAAGGGGAUGGAGGGUUAGGGGAGGAGGAGGAAGAGUACGUGCAAGACAUCUCCGAGCUGGGCUGCAUCAUCGUCAAAGAGGAGGCUGUAUCCGAGGAGGAGGAGGGAGGAGGGAGAGGAGGGAAAGAAAAAAAGAAACGUGUGCCGUACACCGGGGUCAAGCCUCACCGCUGCCCGGACUGCGGCAAGGACUUCCACAAACCGCACCACCUGAAGACUCACCGGCGCGUGCACAGCGGGGAGCGCCCGUACCCCUGCCCGGUCUGCGGGAGAGCCUUCCGGCAGUCCGGGGACCUGCAAUCUCACCAGCGCACCCACACCGGGGAGAGGCCCUACCGCUGCCCCCAGUGCGGGAAGGGCUUCGUGCAGUCGGGGUACCUGCGCCGCCACGCCCGCCUGCACACCGGGGAGAGGCCCUACCUGUGCCCCCAGUGCGGGAAGGGCUUCAGAGACUCGGGGGACCUGGGCAAGCACAGGGCCACGCACUCCGGGGAGAGGCCCCACGGCUGCCCCCAGUGCGCCGCGCGCUUCGGCAGGGUGAGCAGCCUGAGGACUCACCUGAGGAUACACAGCGGGGAGAGGCCUUACCUGUGCCAGCGCUGCCCCCGCAGCUUCAACCAGCUGGCUCACCUGCACCGCCACCAGAGACUGCACACCUGAGAGAGAGAGAGGAGAGAGGGGACUGGGACAGGAGCUUCAACCAGCUGCCUCACCUGCACCGCCACCAGAGACUGCACACCUGAGAGAGGGGGGAGAGAGAGGAGAGAGGGGACUGGGACAGGAGCUUCAACCAGCUGCCUCACCUGCACCGCCACCGGAGACUGCACACCUGAGAGAGAGAGAGAGAGGAGAGAGGGGACUGGGACAGGAGCUUCAAUCAGCUGGCUCACCUGCACCGCCACCACACUGCACACCUGAGAGAGAGAGAGGAGAGAGGGGACUGGGACAGGAGCUUCAACCAGCUGCCUCACCUGCACCGCCACCAGACUGCACACCUGAGAGAGAGAGAGAGAGAAGAGAGGGGACUGGGACAGGAGCUUCAAUCAGCUGCCUCACCUGCACCACCACCAGAGACUGCACACCUGAGAGAGGAGGGAAAGGGAGGGAGGAGGAGGAGGGACGGAUAACUUAGCUUGUUUGAUUACAAGUGUAGCGUUUUCUACGAUGCUGCAUGCUUUGUUGUAAAUAUUAGAAGAAAGAAUGAAAGACUCUCCUUCCCAAAUAAAAUUCAUACCACCCGUA